Talaromyces proteolyticus is the source of this 1977-nucleotide messenger RNA. Its product is annotated as putative MFS lactose permease. Bases 307 to 1977 code for a protein of 556 amino acids. Gene Ontology annotation, cellular component: membrane. The transcript is spliced from 9 exons. NCBI's taxonomy places the organism in Eukaryota, Fungi, Ascomycota, Eurotiomycetes, Eurotiales, Trichocomaceae. The record is from RefSeq and is a predicted model, not a curated record. Gene Ontology annotation, biological process: transmembrane transport; carbohydrate transport. Gene Ontology annotation, molecular function: carbohydrate:proton symporter activity.
GGCGAAAUAGCCUACAGCAUUAUAGUGUCUCGUUCUUAUUGGAGAUUGUCAAACCUGGCGUUACCAAGGACCGUGCAGCCAUCUGUUGCACUCCUUUGUGGAGAAUUCAAGCGAGCUACUAAAGAAGGAUAUGUGCAAGACUAGGGAAAUCCUUUUGAGAACCGCAAAUAAGUAUAAUAACUCCUAUGUAACCGUGUUUCCCAACCCGAUGUUUCCUUUGCAUUGCAAUCUUUAGCACCAACAAACAGACACAGUUCACACUGAGCCAGAAACACUUGACAAUAAGCUGGCGCCAAGGUACCAAAAAUGGUAGAGAAACAAGAUCUAACUACCACUCAUGAGGAAGGCGUUCACGGUGUUGGCGAAGAUACGACAUACGUCGUCCCUGGAUACGGCGAGACUGCAAAGCCUGAGGGUGCUAAGACUAAGAAAGUCUUCAACGCUUUACUCUAUGCCGCAAUCGAGGAGACAGAUAUCGAGCGAUGGAGCAAGACCUCAAUUCACCUGUACUUUGCCAUUUUCGUUUCCUUCUGUUGUGCCUGCGCCAAUGGCUAUGAUGGCUCACUUAUGGGAGCGGCGUUGGCCAUGAAAUAUUUUCAGAACACAUUUCAUACUGGUCUGUCAGGAGAGAAAGUCUCCGUGGUGACUGCACUAUAUACGGUUGGUUCUAUGGUUGCUGCACCACUAAGUGCCGUGGUAUCGGACAAACUGGGGCGGCGUAAAUGUAUGUUUGUUGGUGCAUGGGUGAUCAUUAUUGGUUCUAUCCUUGUCGCCAGUUCCCACUCUCUUGCGCAGUUCGUUGUAGGCCGCUGGGUCCUCGGCGUGGGUAUUCAAGUUAUGAUUGUCUCAGCCCCUGCAUACGCUGUUGAGAUAGCUCCACCUCACUGGCGUGGCCGUGCUGUGGGAUUUUACAACUGCGGCUGGUUUGGGGGCUCAAUUCCUGCUGCUGCGAUUACAUUUGGAACAAAUUAUAUCGACAGUAACUGGUCAUGGAGAAUACCUUUCAUUUGUCAAUGCUUCGCGUGUGUCAUUGUCAUAUUUGCUGUUUGGUUUAUUCCUGAAUCGCCUCGUUGGUUAAUGGCCCAUGACCGCCAUGAUGAGGCCGUUGCCUUCUUGGUAAAGUAUCACGGAAACGGCGACCCCAACGCCAGACUUGUACGUCUUGAAGUUGAGGAAAUGCGCGAAGGUAUUAGAAUUGAUGGCAUUGAUAAGAGAUGGUGGGACUACCGGCCAUUCAUCUUUAGCCACAGCGGUCGUUGGCGCUUUCUACAAGUAAUUAUGAUCUCUGUUUUUGGGCAGUGGUCUGGAAAUGGUCUUGGAUACUUUAACCCAACGAUAUAUGAGUCACUCGGUUAUACAUCAAGCUCCAUGCAACUAUUGUUGAAUUUGGUGAACUCUAUUGUGUCGGCCAUAGGGGCUCUUACUGCUGUGUACUUUACAGAUCGCAUGCCACGUCGUCCAGUUUUAGUCUGGGGCACCUUGGCCUGCGCAGUGACAAUGGCAAUCAACGCCGGUGUCUCUGAACCAUUGAUCUCCGAAAAGGCGACCACGGGAACUAUCAACAACACCUACGGCCAGGUAGCACUGGCAUUUUACUACCUCUUCAACGUAGUUUUCUCUUUUACGUAUACUCCACUGCAGGGUGUCAUUCCCGCCGAGGCCCUUGAAACAACAACUCGUGCCAAAGGUUUGGCUCUGUCUGGUUUUAUGGUCAACUGCAUUGGCUUUAUUAGCCAGUUUGCCUCGCCAAUUGGCUUGGCAAAUAUUUCCACGAAUUAUUUCUGGAUUUUCGUUGGUUGGGAUGUUUUCGAAGCGCUGUGUUGGUAUUUAUUUGGUGUGGAAGCCCAGGGUCGUACCCUUGAAGAAUUAGAGUGGAUCUAUCAGCAGCCAAACCCAGUCAAGGCGUCUCAGAACCUGGAUAGAGUUGUCGUUCAAUCGGAUGGCCGUGUGACGGAGAAAAUCGAUGAUGAGAAUUAA